Messenger RNA from Oryza brachyantha (malo sina), 1210 nucleotides. RefSeq lists its product as uncharacterized. The record is from RefSeq and is a predicted model, not a curated record. NCBI's taxonomy places the organism in Eukaryota, Viridiplantae, Streptophyta, Magnoliopsida, Poales, Poaceae. Bases 215 to 889 code for a protein of 224 amino acids. The transcript is spliced from 3 exons.
UCGCCACAUCGCCCUCAACCGUCGGCCUCGACGCGGCGAAGCAAUCGAAGCCAACCAAAUACUCCAUUACUAGCAAGCGAUCAAACCGCAGCUGCGUGCCAGCUCCAAUUAAUUCUACUCCGGCGAGUACGGUUUUACGUGCAGCUGGUAGCUCCGGCCGGCGACUGGACAGAGCGAGCUAGCCUAGCUCACUGGCGGGCGGGGAAGGUGAGGGAUGGAGAAGAGGCUGCCGGUGGCGCUGGCGCUGGCGCACAAGCACGGAGGCGGCGGGGCGGAGAGGGUGUGGGCGCGGCCGUGGAGGUGGGCCAAGACGGCGUUCUUCCUCGUCGCGAUGAUCGCCUCGCUGCUGCUCGUCUGCGCGCCGCCGCUGCUGGUCGUCAUACUCGACCUCGCGCUCCCGUCGGCGCUCCUGUCCGCGCACCUCCGCGCCGGGGGCGGGGAGGAUCCUGUGGAGUACGGGUCGGGGUCGUUCGUGGCGGCCGUCGCCGCCCAGGCGCGGGAGUUCGACUUCCGGUCCUCGCUCGUCGACCUCCUCGCCGUAUCCGCCGCGCGCGCGCUGCUGAUACUCGGCGCGUACAUGGCGUGCGGCGGAGGCGCGGCGUACUUGUGGGUGGUGGCGACCACCGCGGCGGGGUCGGUGUCCUACGUACUGGCUAAGGCAGCCGCCGUGCUCCCUCGCCGCUCCACGGCGCCACCACCGGCGGCGGCGGCGGGGCCGGAGCCCAUGCUCCUGCUGUCGCUGGCGCUCGCGGCCGCGCACCUCGCCGUCGCGUACCGGACCAGCUGCCGCGAGCGCCGCCGCCUGCUCGUGUACCGGAUCGACGUCGAGGCCGUAAGGUUAAAAGGGGGCCAUCAGACACCAAAGGGGAUGAAACAGUGUAGCGUCUGACAUAAUGUGACCUGAAGAUACGUAUACACAUGCACAGAUAGGAGGUGUUCUUGAGAUUUUCCUUGUAGGAAAUUUUUUUUUGGUCGAGUUCUUUCUGUUUUGUGGUGUACAACUCCGAUGCAUAUGCUGUCAGGAUUGAUUGUACGAUGUAAAUAUGAUGAAAAGAGUUUGUGCUUAGUUCGGCCUCCUGAGAAUGCAGUGCAGGACGAGCCGUGUUGAUGAACUCCUUGUUCAGUCUCCUUUCUUGUCCUACUAUUGCAAUAGAAGUGGUGAUUGAUAUGCUGUGUGUCCAAUUCUUCCAUGAUAUCAACAAAAUCAUGU